GUUUUCCGCGAGGGCCUGCGGUUUGCAGGCUCCAUCGGCGCCCUGGAUGAGGAAGGCAGACCGCCACCUUUGACAGAAGUAAAUGCGCAGAGGUAUGGUGUGGCAGAUGUGGAAGAUCCAUCUGUGAACAUCCAGCGGGCCCCGCCAGCACCGAAAGUUUCGCUCAGCUGUGAGAUGCUUGCUACUUCAGAGCUGGCAAUCACGCUUCCAGCGCUCAUCGGCAGGAAGGCCGCCGAACACACCAAGGUCGUGGCGAUCUUCAUCAAUGGUGAGGUCGCCAAGCUUUACUCCGAGACAGCCCGAUUAGCGGGUGCUUCCUAUGAGGUCUUCGAGGCUCACUCUGGCAUUAGCAAGAAGGUGCGAAAGAAAGUCCUGCAGAGCUUUGGGGCUGCAAGCGCGGGCGUGCUCUUCACUGCAGGAGUUUCCCCAGUCACCUUGCCGGCAGAAGGAGCACGUUGA
Messenger RNA from Symbiodinium pilosum, 459 nucleotides. Lineage: Eukaryota; Dinophyceae; Suessiales; Symbiodiniaceae. The record is from the annotation of a GenBank genome assembly.